UAUUUGUAGUUGGCCUUAGAAACCAAGUUAAUUGUCUCAGUGAUGUCGGCGCAAGCUGCCAAAAUGUGCAACAGAAGUUCAGUUUUUGUGGAAGUCGCGAACUGUUUGAUGCUAGUUGGACUCCUCUUGUCUGAAUAUUUCACAGCCCAAAGUGCAGAUCUGUUGCCAGUGUACAAAAGAGGAUUUUUCUGUGAUGAUACUAGCAUACAGUAUCCUUAUAAGGAGUCGACGGUGCCCUACUGGACAAUAGGAAUGCUCUAUCCUGCCCUAUUUGUUGUGUGUAUGCUGCCUCUUGUGGUCAUUCAGAUACGCACACAGAUGCCUCGUGAUGUGUCCACUAGGAACGGCUGCAAACCGAUUUGUCGCAACAAGGAAACAGACCCCGAUGUGCAGAGGAUCGAAGUGGGCAAAUUUCUUCUGGUCUAUUACUACAGUGUGACUAACUUUAUGUUGGGCUUCUACGUAAAUGGUGUGGCCACUAAUAUAGUUAAACAUGCGGCAGGCAGACUCAGACCCAAUUUCAUUUCAGUAUGUAGACCACGUGCAUGUUCCAAUUCGCUUGACACAGUAGAGGGUAGGGGCAGCAGUUACACUAAUGGCAGCAGCAGCAAUACCUACACAUGGCAGUCGCAUUUCAUCACAGAUCCUCUUUGCGAGGAGGAAGAUGCAUCUUUCGUGGCUGACUCCAGGCGUUCUUUUCCCUCUGGCCACUCCAGCUGUGCUUUCUACGUGUUUGUCUACACUGCUAUCUUCAUCCAGCAGACUCUGUCCCACUCGUGGCUGGCCAGGUGUUUCCUUCUACCUCUGGCUCAGACGUCCUCUCUCCUGUUUGCCCUGUUAGUAGCUGUGUCCAGAGUCUGUGACCAUAAACACCAUCCAACAGAUGUCAUAACAGGUGCAGUUCUUGGAACAGCCUUUGCCUUCUAUUGCACGCUGGUGUUACCCAGACUCAGAUUAAACAGACUGACAGGCAUUCAGCAAAGUGAGAUGAAUGGCAAGUUGUUCCUCAGAGCAAGCGACUCCAACAAUGGAAUCCAUACUGCAGACAAAGUCUCCUUACACACAAUCGCCGAAGAUGAGCUCUCAUGACCCCUGCUCUCGUCAUGACGUUGAAAAUUGCUAAAAUUUACUCAACGCCUUGUUUGUUUUUCAUCCAAGAAAUUAGGAAAUGUUGCAGAUUCUCAUCAUUUUUUGCAACGAGAACUCGUUUUGUUGCCAACCCGUGUGGAAAAAAUUACUACAAAUAUAACAAAAAUUAGCUUUUAUAAGAGGUCUGAAAAAAAUUGAUGAAAAUGGUGUUUUCUCUCAUAAUAAUGAUUGAUAUUUUCUCUAUUGACGGAGUAUCGUAUUUGAUUGACAAAAUUUCAUCGAAAAUAGUGCUUAUGGAAAUUUUUGGCGUUUUGUCGUUUGACAAUAGUCAAACUCAAAGGCUGUUUGAUGAAACAAUGCAGCGUAAAAACUUGAGCAAAGUGGAAAACUAGAUUCUGCCAUGGAAUGUCUCGAAAUAAUUCACCGUUGUAAAGAAUUAACUUAUAAAAGUGUAUUUGUAGUGCAAAUCUGUUGUAGUGUUGUUUUAUGAUGUAUAUUUUGUUGAACUAAACAUGCUGGAGGUAGUUCCAGCUAAUAUGAUGCUAUUUGCUGUAAAAAAAGGGUUAAUUUCAAAACGCCACUAUAGUUAGAGUCCCGGAAAGUUUCGGCGUCGUUGGAUCCCUUGGAUUAUGACGAAAGUAAGCAACUUUUUAUGCGAAAAUUUCGGUCAUUCAGAAUUUUGAGCGAUAUUCAAAAUCUAAUGAGUUGAUGGUAAACAAGUUUGGCAAAUUUUUUUGAAGAAAAACGAAUUAGUGAAAGUUAACUAAGAAUUCGUCAAGUAAACUGUUUCACAUCUUGGUUGAAUUGCAUCAUAAUGCUUGCUGUUUUGAUAAUUUCAACUUCUUGGUACCCAUUGUAUGCUUUAGUUAAUUGGCCAGUUAGAUUUCAUCACUCCAUUGUGCAGUGUGCUCGUAUCAGUUUUAAAGUCUCCUAGUAUUUAGGAAAAUUGCUAUAAAUUUGAAUGCUGAAUUGAAUUCGUAUUUGUGAA
Molecule: messenger RNA, 2077 nt
Organism: Symsagittifera roscoffensis
Lineage: Eukaryota; Metazoa; Xenacoelomorpha; Acoela; Convolutidae
Product: putative phosphatidate phosphatase
Exons: 6
Coding region: 43-1089 (348 amino acids)
Biological process (GO): phospholipid metabolic process; signal transduction; phospholipid dephosphorylation
Cellular component (GO): plasma membrane
Molecular function (GO): phosphatidate phosphatase activity
Source: RefSeq, a predicted model, not a curated record